This is a messenger RNA of Oncorhynchus gorbuscha (pink salmon), 623 nucleotides long. RefSeq lists its product as uncharacterized. The coding region runs from base 18 to 623 and encodes 201 amino acids. Lineage: Eukaryota; Metazoa; Chordata; Actinopteri; Salmoniformes; Salmonidae. The transcript has 2 exons. The record is from RefSeq and is a predicted model, not a curated record.
GGUUUGAGACGAGGAAAAUGCCAAGCCUGAUUGAGGAGAAUGUGAGAGAUGUGACCAACCGUCCACUCACUGAGUUCAUGGCUCCCUGUAUUGACUCCCUCCCACCACUGGCUUUCACCAAUCGGAGGCCUAUACCAACCAUGUUGCAUCCCCCCUCUCCAUUGGCCAUACGCACUCAGUAUGCACAGCGGUUCAUUGUAUUUUCCUACUUUGUCCCUGCUGAGUGCCCAGUUGCCACAGAGGCCACUGCAGAUGUAUCUGCUGGUAAAAGAGAGGACUUGUCGCCCGAUGCACAUCUAUCCUCAAUGCUGCAUCGAUACCUGCCACACUUCUUUAAUGAUGACUCCAUUCCACCACAGCAGACAGUAGAGGGAACCACUGAGGUCUCAGUUGCUCCAGUGGCAAUAUCUAAUAUCAAGGAAGAGGACAAAUUCUAUCCGUUCUCCCUCCCACCACUGGCUCAGCGGCUCAUUGGCAAUUCAUUCAAUGUCCCGGAAACAUCCCAGCUUGCUGUUUCAGCCACGGAGUGUCGAGUUGCCAAAGUGGACACUGCAGCCACUGUCAGGAGAGAGAACCGAUGGGCAGCUAGCUUCCUUCAACUGUCCAUGCCUGCCAGUCUUUGA